Messenger RNA from Ilyonectria robusta, 943 nucleotides. Its product is annotated as Fcf2 pre-rRNA processing-domain-containing protein. The record is from RefSeq and is a predicted model, not a curated record. The coding region runs from base 41 to 631 and encodes 196 amino acids. The transcript has 2 exons. Gene Ontology annotation, cellular component: nucleolus. Gene Ontology annotation, molecular function: RNA binding. Gene Ontology annotation, biological process: RNA processing. NCBI's taxonomy places the organism in Eukaryota, Fungi, Ascomycota, Sordariomycetes, Hypocreales, Nectriaceae.
AGCUGGACCUUGAGAAUUCUUCUUCCGUUGACAGCAGACCAUGACAGACAUCUCGGAUGAUCAGGUCGAUGAGCUGCUGCGCAAGGCGGAGCAGCGUCUGAGAAACGAUGCUGCAUCCGCCGUCACGGUCCCGACUGCCGCGGUCGCUGGGGUGAAGCUCGACACUUCGACAGCCGUCCAGCCGCAGCCCAGUAACAGCGACAGCAGCAGCAAGACGGACCUGUCUGUUCGAGCGCCCUCUCAACCACGAACGGGACUUGCUGGCCAAGCAAAGGCCACCGCAGGAUCCCAGUGGUUCGACCUCCCCAAGACGGAACUCACGCCUGAGUUCAAGCGAGACUGGCAGCUCCUACGCAUGCGAGGCAUCUUGGAUCCCAAGCACCAGAAGAAGGCCCUCCGAGCGAGUGCACCCGAGUAUUCUCAUGUUGGCGAGAUCAUCGCCGGCCCGACUGAGUUUUAUAGCGCCCGAUUGACUCGAAAGGAAAGGAAGGGUACCCUGCUGGAAGAGGUGAUGAGUUCCCACGACGGAACCAAGUUCUCGACCAAGUACGCGGGUAUUCAGAAGCAGAAGACCAGCGGAAAGAAGGGUUUCUAUCAGAAGGUAGUGGCCCAGCGCCGCAAAAGACACUGAAUUGUACAAACCCAUAAAGACGUAGCCUAAUCCUGGUUGAAUUCAAAGUGAAGUGAAUGUGUAGCAUUCUAAACACAUUUCCUUGGUCGUACGGAGUAUUGGAGGUGACAAAGAUGUUCUCCGUGAUGACUUCGAACUAAUGAGGGUGGAACCAGAUUGGGCAGUUCCUCCAACCCCAGCUCUAUGGCAAAACCAAAAUUCAUUUCAAUUAGAGACGAGGCUAUGGUCAUCUUCGUUCUGUCGUCUAAUGUUUAAUUGAGGUGAGGCACGUAGCGAAUAUUACGACAUUCCGAUUGUGAUAGUGGUCGCCAG